Molecule: messenger RNA, 3431 nt
Organism: Anguilla anguilla (European eel)
Lineage: Eukaryota; Metazoa; Chordata; Actinopteri; Anguilliformes; Anguillidae
Product: reticulon-4 receptor-like 2
Exons: 3
Coding region: 213-1607 (464 amino acids)
Cellular component (GO): plasma membrane
Molecular function (GO): protein binding
Source: RefSeq, a predicted model, not a curated record
UCCUCUCCCUGCCCCCCCCCCCCUACGUAUGUGAGAUUCCGUGGCUUCCGUGGGCACAAACGGGUGUAUAAACUGGACCCCGAGAACCCUAAGUUGUCAUUCACACUUGUCGCACGGACACACCGACUCGCAAACCAGAGCUGAACUUCAGUGGAGAUAGCAGGCAGAGUCCGAGGCGUCUCAGGCUAACUCGCAUUCGGCUUUGGUUCGGUAUGGCAACCCGUUUGACUGCGCGGAUCCUUCGGGGCUCCAACACCCGCUUCAACUUAAAGAGCAGUCUCUCCCUGUGGCUAGUGAUUUGGUUGGUUUUGUUCAAGCCCAGUCCGGUUCAGAGCUGCCCACGCCUCUGUGUAUGCUACCCCUCCCCCAUGACCGUCAGCUGCCAGUCGCAGAACUUCACAGUGGUGCCCCCCGGAAUUCCCUUCGACUCACAGCGUGUAUUUCUGCAGAAUAACCACAUAACUGAGCUCCGUGUUGACUCCUUUGGCUUCGAAACACAGGUGCUUUGGCUCUACUCCAAUAACAUCACCUGGAUUGAGGCAGGUGCAUUCAGUGAGCUGAGAGAGUUGGAAGAGCUGGACCUAGGGGAUAACCCACACCUGCACCGGCUGGAGGGUGAGGCCUUCCGUGGCCUGGAAAAGCUGCAGAGUCUGCACAUGCAUCGCUGCCAGCUGGCUGCACUGCCCCAUGACAUCUUCCGCAAGCUCUACAGCCUGCAGUUCCUCUAUCUGCAGGAGAACCAGCUGCACUUCCUGCAGGACGACCUCUUCUCUGACCUGGUCAACCUCAACCAACUCUUUCUGCAUGGCAACCGCAUCCGCACCCUCUCUGAGAACGUGUUCAGGGGCCUAGUCAACCUAGACCGCCUGCUUCUCCACGAUAAUCGCGUCCGACAGGUCCACCGCAAGGCCUUCCGUGACCUGGGGCGGCUCACCAUCCUCUACCUCUUUAACAACUCUCUGGAGGAGCUGCCGGGUCAGGCGCUGCGGGAUGCAUCCUCUGUGCAGUUCCUGCGGCUCAACGGGAACCCCUGGUCUUGUGGCUGUGAGGCCCGCCCGCUUUGGGAGUUCUUCCGCAAGUCUCGCGUGUCCAGCUCUGAGCUACUCUGCUCCUCACCAUCCCUGCGCCAUGGCCAGGACCUGCGCUUCCUGCGUGAAAUGGACUUUGCCCUCUGCCCACUCCCUGACCCUGGCUCUCUGGCCGGGACCACCACCACCACCUUUAGCACCAAGACCCGCUGGUGGUUUUCCAAGGCCAAGCCCGUCUCUAGCUCCAAGAGCAUGUUCUCUAAGACCUUCGAGACCAUCAAGGCCUUCCCCUUCUCUGCUGCCAUCAAGCCCCACAACCCCCCCACCUCCUCCUUCUCCUCCAAGUACGAGCUGGGAGAAGAGGAGGCUGCGCUCCCCAAACUGGACCCCGAGGAGUAUUGGACCAACUAUGGGAGUGAGGAUGCCGCCUCAGUGCGCUGCUUUGAGCUGGACUGUCCUCCUGAGUCCCAACCCCUCCCCCCCUCAUCCUCCCCCCCUUCCUCACACUGCUCCUCCUCUCUCCUUUUCCUCCUCUCCUUGGCUAUCAUGGCCCUCUCCUUUCACCUCCUCUUUGGCUGAAUCUAAACCCUUCUGUCUCUAAAUGCUGUGUCCUAAAAGCCUGCCUUUACCCUUUUUUAUUCUCUACUUCCUCUUCAAACCUGUUUCUCGAUUCCUUCCGGGUUGACCCACCUCCUUUGACCUUUGGGGUCUGGGGGAGGGGCUUGGGGCUGUCACAGUGACAGGGCAUUAGGAGGAAGGGCAGCUUAAAAAGUGCUUACAGCUGCUGAGGUACAGAAAUGGAAAUGGCUAAUAUUGCUGUUGCUGCUGCUAGUGCUAGCUGUCAUCGCAGUUAUACACACUGCUAGUAUCUUCUAGUAUUUCUGUAUGUCUACUACUACCACUCCUGCUGGUACUUCCGUUUAGACCACCAAUAUGUUUGGAGAUAUCACCACCAUGGAGCCAGCAGUGCCAGGUUGGAGUUUUUUGUAUUUAUACCACCGUGGUCCUUAUUUUAUUAUAUUAGCUGCCAAAUUGUGAGAUGCCUCACCAACUUCUCCAAACAAUCACCACUGCUUCUGUGAGUCUUCAUCCAGUGCAUUCAGUCACACACUGCAGACGCAGGCCUGGGCCCCCGUGAGUCCACUUCUGCUUCCUUCUGUUUCUAAUGUGGGAAGGAGUGCAGGUCCUUUUUUUGAGUCAUCUCAAAAAAGCCACAGAAAAUGUACUUGAAAAUUAAGGCAAUGGUUCCCCAAUAGAUUGUACAGAGCAGUAUGUUGGACAGUUGAAUAGUGGAGCUGAAACAUUCCAGAUACAGAGGAAGUAAGUUUUCAAAAUUGCAGAAUUCAAAAGAAGAGUUUUUUUUGGUAUGGAAAUUAUGCAGUCAGUAAUUGGAAAAUAUUCAUGGUGUGAGGGAAAUGACAGUAAACAGUCAAAUGAAGACAGUAGUACACCUACACUGCAUUUAUAGAGUGUGGUAGAGAGGAGGAAAGAUAAUUGGAAAGAUGGAAAGAGAAGGAGAGAGGAAUGGGAGCGAAAAAGGGCAGUCAGACCACACCAUGUACCACUCUCUCAUAACAGUGCUCUGGUUAACCUCCCCAUACCCACCUUCCCCCUUCCCCCAGUGGUGUCCCAGUGUACAAGCUGGGUUACUAACAGGACUGAGGAAACAAGAAACAUGCCAAUCUAAGUUUUCUCUGUGACUGUGGGAGGGAUGAUGCCGGCCAUCAGGCCCCUCCCCCUGACCACUUACCUCCCAGAGUCCCCCCCACUGGCAUUGGUCACAGACCAGAGAGGGAAGCUGCACUGUUCUAAUUCCAGGGGGGGGGGGGGGGAGGGAGAGGGAACAGCUGAUGUUUCCUGUAGAGGAAUAGGUUUGAGAAGUAUGGGGUGAGCACAGAUGCUGAUCUGUAAAGGGAGAGUGAGAAGGAUACUUAGAGGUCUUAGCACACUUCACUGUAAUGCAGAUAGUCUGGUUACCUUAAUUUCCUCUCAUGCAGUACGCCAGAGCUUGGAGUUUGUGUUAUGAGAUUGUUUUAUUCAUGGCAUUCUAUCCUGAUCCAGGAGAAAAAUAUGCUGUUUUUGGGAGGGUAAUAAUUUCUGUUUGUUUGCUACCCUCUGGUAAAGUGUGUGCGUGUAUGUGAGAGAGAAAGAGAGAGGGGGAAAGAGGGAGAGUAGAUGUGUGUAUGUUUGUGUUUUGUGUGAAACUGAGAGUUUGUGCAUUUACGUGUGUGUGCAUGCAUGCCUAUGUGUGUGUGUGUGUGUGUGUGUAUGUGUUUAAAUAUCACUGUACUAUGACAUGGUGGAUAGACUGUGAAUUUUAAAACAAAAAAUUACUAUAAUUGUGGUGGUGUUUAUACCUAAAUGAUUAACAUGUGAAUAAACAGUAUUUCUGUUCUACAAAAA